Molecule: messenger RNA, 5122 nt
Organism: Amoebophrya sp. A25
Lineage: Eukaryota; Dinophyceae; Syndiniales; Amoebophryaceae
Source: the annotation of a GenBank genome assembly
AUGAUAAAACAACUCGCAAAAAAACAGGCGCAGACAACUUCUGAGGCAGCUUCUCUUCCGGCAAAAGCGCAGGCGCAGACAACUUUUGAGGCAGCUUCUCUUUCGGCAAAAGCGCAGGCGCAGACAACUUCUGAGGCAGCUGCUCUUCCGGCAGAAGCGAAGGCGCUGAUUGAUGAGGCAGCUGCUGUUCUGAAAGAGGUCAAGGCAAAGCGUGCCGAAGCAGAUAAGGUUCUCCAAGAGACAAGAACUGAGACAGAUGCUGCUCUGCAAGAGGCGCAGGUAAAGGCUGACAAGGCAGAUGCUCUUCUGCGAGAGACAGAAGCUGAGACAUCUGCUGCUCGGCGAGAGGCGCAGGUAAAGGCUGACAAGGCAGAUGUUCUUCUGCAAAAGACAGAAGCUGAGACAUCUGCUGCUCUGCAAGAGGCGCAGGCUAAGGCACGUGAGUUUCUGGAAGAGGCUGAGAAAACCGCUACUAAGGCAGUGGCAGAUACUAAGGCCGAGGCGGCUGCUCUUCUAGAAGAGGUUAGUAAUCAGGCUAAGGAGACAGCUGCUGCUCUGGAAGAGGCUACUGCAAAGGCCGCUGAGGCAGAUGCUCUCCUGCAAGGCGCUGCAAUUGAGUCCCGUGGGACCGAAACUGCUCUGGGCAAGGCUAAUGAAAUGGUCACUGGGGCAGAGGCUCGCCUGGAUGUCGCUGAAGCUCGGUUCAAUAAGAUGGCUGCUGCUCUGGAGGCUGAGACAGAGGCUGCUCUGGAAGCCAAGCGUGCGGGGUCUGGUGGCUGGACGGGAAUAAAGAAAGUUGUACUUAUCUCCCAUUGUAAGUAAUACCUUGCAUAGGUCAUCAUCAUGGUCACCUCUUCUACUUGAAAUUUGUUUUUUUGUAGUAAGUACGAUCAUAAAUGUCUUUUGAGUUCUGCUCGACAUCGUAGGACAAAAAAACUACUCACAAACAAACCAGUUCGGCAGAUCUUUGAGAGGAAGUGGUGGAAAAAAUACGCAACAAGCUAAUAUUAAAAGCCCACCGGGCUCGUUUCUGCAAUCGCGGACUCUACAUGGUACGAGCAACGUCGAUAAGCAAGAGGAGGACUCGCAGGGAUCCUCCCUCGAGUCGGGAGAUCCGAGGACAGCCUUUGCUGGCGCUUCUACUCUUGUGGCCAAAAUUGGUCGCCAUGAUCCGAUGGCGAUGUUGGUGUGCAGCCUCUUGCUGGCUAUCAUUCUUGCCGCUUUCUGGAUGUUUCGGCGCAAGUGGUUUUGCGGGCUACGAAGCGCUUGCACUGCUGCUUUUAUGGAUGAUGAAUAGAGCGUAGGUUCUUUUGCAAUAUAAUUCGGAAACACUAGCGCUUUCAGAUAGGAGAAGUAGGAGUAGAGCAACCUCAAAUCCCCGAUGAAGAAAGUAGAUUCGUUACGAUUUCUCCCCUUGAUUUUGGACAAAAUAUUCUCUACUAGCGUUUCUUUUUUCAUAAUAUCGAAUGACGCGGGCGCGGCUGGCGCUGAGAGAGGUCAGCGUUCCAGAAAACAGCACUCGAGCCACCGCUGCUCUGAGUAUCAUGCAGUAGAUGACAUUGAAGGGGGCGCGCAUGAGGCUGCUACGACCGAUUUCGGUGCGAAUAUCUCGGGUGAUGCGGGGCACUCCAGUCCUGCCAGUGCGAGUACGAUGUUUUCAACCAAUAUCGCGGAUUAUGCCAAGAAUGGAAGGAAAACCAGGAUUAUGCCAGAUGACCCGCCUGGUGUAAAUGAGUACCACUACGACUAUACAAACAGGAACAAAAUGGUGGCCCCGUAUAUCGUCAAGGAGAAAAGCAAUAAGGAGAUGAGUGUAUUGAUAAUUUUUAGGUUGGUAUACUAGUAUCGAUGACGUUCAGUCGCCGCUGAUGUCCUCCUUGAGAACGUCGUCGUAUGCAUUUUGGUCUUCAUCUUCUCGCUAUGGGAAACGUGAUAAACUAUAUUCAUAUUUGUAUGUAGAACAGCAGCAGCUACAACAACAUCAUGCCUAUGCCAUCUCCAUGAAUAAUCAAAUACAAGAAAUACAGAAACAAUUACUGAUGAGGAAUGACUAUCACAAUGACUUUUCGUUUUCCGAAACAUGACUAAGGUAUCGUUUUCCGGCAAGGACGUGGUGAAGAAUAUUGCUCUUGUGUGCGAUCCUCACGAUUCCUAUCCAAUGCACCAGAAUCCGGCUGAGCGAGACUCGGCGUUCGACCGAUGUAUCGUCAACGAGCAAGGCACUUGUUCGGGGAUCAUGAAUGUACUGAAUUACAACCCUAUCGUAAAACUAUGUAUCUAUAAUAAUUACUUAAAGAUAGUACUACUAAGUAGAAGGAUUAUGGUUCUGGUGAUUGUCAGAAAAUGGCAUUAGAUAGAUGAUAUUUAUGAUCUGGAGACUCGUUUUUCAUAUUCAUUAUCGUUUUUUAUCACAUUUAUUUUAGCAGCGAUUUGUUUUUUGAUAUCUCUUCUUGUGACUUUGAGCUUCGAGAUUCUAGUGUGGUUUUUUAUUUUUCCAUGUUGAUGUGGAAAAGAUAGGGUAGAAUAAAGAGAGCAAACGCAUUGCGGCAAGUUGCUGACAAGCUACGACUUUUCCAAAAAACAAACCAAGGUACCUCACGGCAAGGAUAUUAUGGUCGGCGCGGGAAGUACCGCUGUGGGCAACAACGACGAUCGCAACUCUUUGGCCAACCAAACUGGCAAACCGAAGCAGCAAAGAAAGAAUAUGGGAAAGCACUUGUCGACAAUCUCGCUCACUCUUAUGAAGACUACCACUAUUUCUAAUUCACUAUUGCUAAUGGAGACUGCCAGCCCUAUGCAAUUACUAUAACUUCAAUUUUCUUUUGUGUUUCCCCAUUUCGGUCUGCUCCACCACAAUCACAAAAAAUUAUGACUCAUCCUGGCCAACUGUAAUACUAAUAAGUUACUACAAAGAUGAAGGAGAGCAUUAGAAUUGAAAUCGUACCAGGAUGAAUCAUGAAUGCUGUGGUUAAGACCGCUAAUGUCUGCGCACAUGGUGACGAAGUUAACAGCGGCUUUGCAACUGACGCGACGGGCACACAUCAGAAGAUCGACGCAGUAGAUGGUGGGGAUUGUGGAAACGCAUUCUCGUGUUUGUAGAAAAAAACGACAGCAAGUAUGAUGAGUAAGAAUUUGAAUUUGCGUGAAGAAAAAAUUGUAUUAGAAGUAUGAUAAAUACUAGUAAUAUUGUAUUAGUACUAGUGUUGUUGUAUUAGUAUGAUGAUCAUUUUGGCUCAAGAUCGUGUAAAUCAAUGCUUUACACUUCUGCUCUUUGGAUUGAAAUGUUAAUAUUUAGUAUUUGUAUUGUGUGAAGAAAAAGAUUGCACUUGCCCUCGUGCAAUUGCAACAAAGAACUUCUUCAUAGAAUAGCCAGCGAUUUAGAAUUACUAGAAGCACUCGAAGUCCACGACCACGACCAUCGCAGACAAGAACAAUGAUCAAGUGGAAUUACUAACACUCGAAGUCCACCACGAACAUCGCAGAUAGAGUAGCUUAUAGCGCGCGUGGCGCAUGGAGUAACAUGGAGUGCAUGGAGCUCAGAUCCAUAAGGGACGCAAGAAGCUCCCCCUUUGCCUCCAUGCAACUCCAUGCGGUCCAUGCACUCCAUGCCGAGCGAGCUGUGUGACCUUAUAAAUUGCCCUGGAGGUAUAUGCUCACUUGCGGCUUCGACGCAAGUUCUCUGCGUGGUCACUUCUCUCCAUUGAUUUCCCUUGCAGUGCCAGCAUUUCAGCUCUUAUUGUUUUUGUCCUUGCUUGGUUUCCUAACCUGUGUUACGUCUCUCUCCGCCAUAUACGUCACGAUUACGAUUAUAUCUAAUGCCAAUGUCAUAUUUCACUGGACUAAUAUAUUUAUUGAAUUAAUUUCCUCUUAACAUAGUAUCUUCAUUCAUCACUCGAAUUUAUUCAACUGCAUCUCAGCGUAGUGCAAUCAACUUAUUUGACAAUAAAAAUGAAAACAGUGUAUACAUCCCACUUGAAAAAGAUGAAUAUUCGCAAGUAUGAUCAUCCAUUUAUUAUCAUCCAAUUAGUAGAAAUAUGUCAUCUGAAGAAAUUUAUUAGGAUUAUAGAUUGAACUUGAACAAGAGGAUCAGAUCAUCAUGGCCAGUGGUAGUAGUAGUUCUUCUAGUUGUUCCCAUGAGAUGACGCCAGCCACCUUGUGGAAGGAAACACUCUUGACUUCUACCAAUAACAUCCGUGGCUACUUUUGGGUAUACUUCUUGAUAGUCUAUCACAAUCACUCGGCUUCCUUGCUAUUCUAAUUACUUAGAAGGUACAGGGAGGCUGAGUGGCCUCAAUGCCGUUAGUUAGGACGGAAACAGAGGCGCCAUGACAUGCCAUGACAAGUGAGAUGAAGAUGCCUAACAAUCUGUAGACCCCUUCCGCAGGAGUGUCCUCCAAAAAGUCGGCCUUCAUGGCCGCCACGAACAAAACAUCUGCGGAGGGGGUUUGCCGACCAGUUCGCCAAUAGGAAAAGCCAGGUCGAGGCCUCCUCUAGUUCUAAUGUACAAGGAACACAAGACUACCAUUGAUUGCCGAAGGGAGUAGAUGAAGUGCCCACGACAUCAUAGUAGGAACAAAAUGUGCGGCCAUGAUCUGCAUCUUUUCAAGUUCAAAAUUCAACGACUAACGAAUCAAUAUCAAAUAACAUCGCUGACUUUCAAAAAAAUACUCAGGACAGAUUGACUGUCAUGUAAGUGCACGUAUUUACUUAUUGUUAUUCUUAUUUCUUGAUGUAUCUUCUCGUCCAUUGAGGUUGGAAACCCUACAGUGCAUAAGAAUGUAAAUGGUCUGGCAUGUAGAGGCCGCUGAAGAACUCACAUCCAUGUUGGAAAGCUAUAUGUACACUUGAAGAUAGAAGAACUCAUAUCUAUGUUGGAAAGCUAAGAGUGUAGAUUCGAUUGCAAAGCAGCUAAAUGUAGACAGUCUCAGUCAGCUCACCAGUCACCUAGAGCAAAGACUAUCUAGGAACAAAGAACUCACUUGACUUGAGAUUUUCAUUUACUGUUCAAGUUUACUAAAAUUGAUGUGGAUAGUAUGUGGACGUGCUACAACUACAUUUAGCCGAAGCAUUAGGUGGUGCGUGUACAUCUGAAUAAAUCAUUCAGCUCUUAUUUAAGGGGAGG